AUGACGUUGGCACAACUUAAUGCGAUCUUCUACGAUAAAUACUUUCCUCAGUGUUUCCAGGAUCGGAAAGUUUCUGAAUUCCAAGAACUUAAACAAGGUAGGAUGUCCAUGGCUGAGUAUGAGGCCAAAUUUACUGAAUUGGCUCGAUUUGUUCCACAUAUGGUGGAUCCUGAUUACAAGAGGGCACGAAAAUUUGAAGGCAGACUAGAUUUGGAAGUGUUUGACCGAGAAGGCGUCUUGAAAUUGCUCACCUAUGUGGAAGUUUUAAACAGAGCGAUAAUGGCGAAAGCCACCUUAGCAACAAUGAAACAAGCCAAGGCACCAACAUCAGAAUGGAGAAGCAAAAGAUCUGGGUCUAAUUUUCGAAAGGGUUAUUCUUUCUUCGCGAACAAAAGGCAAAAUACUGGAUCUUCAAGCAGCUCAAGCCAAAGUAGUUAG
Messenger RNA from Camellia sinensis, 438 nucleotides. NCBI's taxonomy places the organism in Eukaryota, Viridiplantae, Streptophyta, Magnoliopsida, Ericales, Theaceae. The record is from RefSeq and is a predicted model, not a curated record.